AUGUCCUGCUCACUUGUGUGCGAGCUGGCUGCGGCCCGGAAGCACCUGCACUUCAACCCGUCCGAGACGACCAUCGGCAUCGUGACCUGCGGCGGCAUCUGCCCGGGUCUGAACGACGUUAUCCGCUCUAUCACGCUGGCGGGCACGAUGGCCUACCACGUGAAGCGCGUCGUGGGCUUCCGCUACGGCUACUGGGGUCUGUCGAAGGAGGGCAGCAAGACGGCCAUCGAGCUGUCCCGCAACGAGGUGCGCCAGAUCCACCGCUUCGGUGGUACGAUCCUGGGCAGCUCCCGUGGCCCGCAGAACCCUAAGGAGAUGGUGGAUACGCUGGUGCGCAUGAAGAUCAACAUCCUGUUCACCGUCGGCGGUGACGGCACGCAGCGCGGUGCGCUGACGAUUUACGAGGAGGCGAAGCGCCGCGGCGAGAACAUCGCCGUGUUUGGUGUGCCCAAGACGAUCGACAACGACCUCGCCUUCUCCCACCGCACCUUCGGCUUCCAGACGGCCGUGGAGCAGGCCGUGCUCGCCGUGCGCGCCGCGUACGCUGAGGCUGUGUCGCUGAACUGGGGCGUGGGCAUUGUGAAGCUGAUGGGCCGUGAGAGCGGCUUCAUUGCUGCCGAGACGGCUGUGGCUAGCGCGCAGGCGAACAUCUGCCUCAUUCCCGAGAACCCGCUGCCGAAGGAGACGGUUCUGCGCCUGAUCGAGCGCCGCUUCCAGCAGUCCCGCAACUGUGUGAUCAUUGUUGCGGAGGGCUUCGGCCAGGACUGGGAGUCGGGCAGCGGUGGCCACGACGCGUCAGGCAACAAGAAGCUUGUGGACAUCGGCACGAUCCUGAAGAAGGAGGUGGAGAGGUGGCUGAAGGAUAACAAGGAGAAGUACCCGUACGGCACGGUGAAGUACAUCGACCCCUCCUACAUGGUGCGUGCGUGCGCUCCGACGUCGAACGAUGCGCUGUUCUGCGCCUCGCUGGCGACGCUGGCCGUGCACGAGGCGAUGGCCGGUGCCACGGGCUGCGUGAUCUCGAUGCGGUACAACAACUACAUUGUUGUGCCGAUCAAGGUGGCCACGUCUGUGCGUCGUGUGGUGAGCCUGCGUGGUGCGCUGUGGCGCCAGGUGCGUGAGAUCACCGUCGGCAUCAGCGACGACGCGGAGAACUGGAACCGGUCGCGCGACACCGGAAACUGGGUAUCAAGGCCCUUCUGGGGGCGGGGAUCGUACAUGAUGCGCUCCACCUCGUCGCGGUACUCAGCGCGGGCGAUGUGCUUCCGAGAGGGGUUGAGGAAUGUGCGGCCGGGCAUGCGUUCCACGACGAGGUCAUCGGGGGUCACCUUGGAAAGCGGGGCGUCGUGCAUGCACACCAUCUUGUGCUCGGUUUCCUUUGAAGCGGUCAUGGCUAUGGAGGAGAUGAAAAACGAUUGGGUAGCGGUGUCCACGUGA
Leptomonas pyrrhocoris is the source of this 1437-nucleotide messenger RNA. RefSeq names its product putative mitochondrial ATP-dependent phosphofructokinase. Bases 1 to 1437 code for a protein of 478 amino acids. Gene Ontology annotation, biological process: fructose 6-phosphate metabolic process; glycolytic process. The transcript has a single exon. The record is from RefSeq and is a predicted model, not a curated record. NCBI's taxonomy places the organism in Eukaryota, Euglenozoa, Kinetoplastea, Trypanosomatida, Trypanosomatidae. Gene Ontology annotation, molecular function: 6-phosphofructokinase activity. Gene Ontology annotation, cellular component: cytoplasm.